Sphenostylis stenocarpa is the source of this 1533-nucleotide messenger RNA. The record is from the annotation of a GenBank genome assembly. Lineage: Eukaryota; Viridiplantae; Streptophyta; Magnoliopsida; Fabales; Fabaceae.
AUGAAGAUACUGGAAGCAGUGGAGUUUGAAAUUUCUCAAAUAGCUUGGAUGAUUUGGUUUGCAGUUUUUGCAGUUUCGCUUACUUACCUGUGGCUAUGCAGAAGAAGCAAGAAAAAGGGAAAAAGGUUACCGCCAGGUCCAAAAGGGUUGCCAAUUUUGGGGAGUCUUCACAUGUUGGGGCCAAAUCCUUAUCGUGAUCUGUACCAACUAGCUCAAAAGUAUGGGCCUAUCAUGUACUUGCGCUUAGGUUUUGUGCCCACCAUUGUUGUUUCUUCACCCCAAGCCGCUGAACUUUUCCUCAAGACCCAUGAUCUUACCUAUGCUAGUAGACCACCUAAUGAGGCUGCAAAGUACAUUGCUUGGGACCAGAGGAACUUGUCCUUUGGUCAAUAUGGUUCUUACUGGCGCAACAUGCGUAAGAUGUGCACCUUGGAAUUGCUAAGCCACGCCAAAAUUAACUCCUUCAGACCUCUGAGGGAAGAGGAACUUGACCUGUUCAUCAAGCAUCUAAGAGAGGCAGCCAAUGAUGGAGCUGCUGUUGAUCUCAGUGCUAAGGUUUCAACACUCACUGCAGACAUGGCUUGUAGAAUGAUUUUAGGGAAGAAGUACAUGGACCAGGACUUGGAUGAGAAGGGUUUCAAGGCUAUAAUGCAAGAGGUAAUGCACUUAGCAGCAGCUCCUAACGUAGGAGAAUACAUUCCUUUCAUCGGCAAGCUUGACCUUCAAGGACUAAUCAAGCGUAUGAAGGUUUUGCACAAAAUCUUUGAUGAAUUCUUUGACAAAAUUAUCGAUGAGCAUAUUCAAUCAGAGAAGGGGGAAGACAAGGUGAAGGAUUUUGUCGAUGUCAUGUUGGGAUUCCUCGGUACUGAACAAUCGGAGUACUGCAUUGAACGGCCCAAUAUCAAAGCCAUAUUGCUAGAUAUGUUGGCUGCUUCAAUGGAUACGUCUGCUACGGCAAUAGAGUGGACACUGUCAGAGCUGCUAAAGAAUCCAAGGGUGAUGAAGAAAGUCCAAAUAGAGUUGGAAAGUGUGGUGGGUCUGAAAAGGAAGGUGGAGGAAUCAGACUUGGAGAAGUUGGAGUAUUUGGACAUGGUUAUAAAAGAAAACAUGAGGUUCCAUCCAGUGGGACCAUUACUAAUACCACGCCAAUCCAGGGAAGAUUGCAUGGUUGGAGAUUUUUUCAUACCUAAAAAUUCAAGGGUGAUAGUAAACGCAUGGGCAAUAAUGAGAGACCCAAGUGCUUGGGAUGAGGCAGAGAAGUUCUGGCCAGAGAGAUUUGAGGGAAGCAGCAUAGAUGUUAGAGGGCGUGACUUCCAGCUGAUACCAUUUGGGUCUGGCAGAAGGGCUUGCCCAGGAUUGCAACUGGGUCUGACCGUGGUCCGUUUAACAGUGGCACAGCUUGUUCACUGCUAUGAUUGGAAGCUUCCAAAUAACAUGUUGCCAUGUGACUUGAACAUGACAGAGGAGUUUGGACUCACAAUGCCCAGGGCCAAUCAUCUUGUUGCCAUUCCAACGUAUCGCCUUCACCCUUAA